Molecule: messenger RNA, 774 nt
Organism: Blepharisma stoltei
Lineage: Eukaryota; Ciliophora; Heterotrichea; Heterotrichida; Blepharismidae
Source: the annotation of a GenBank genome assembly
AUGGAAAUUUCAGAAGAAGAAAUAAAUAGACUGCGAAAAGAGGUUGAUCACUGGAAAUCCUUGUAUUUCCAAAGCCUGCAAAGAAAUCAAGAUCUCGAAGCACAGUUGGGAACUGGCUAUAAGGAGCGCAAACCACCAAGCCAUGAACGACCAUAUCCAAGUAGGCAAGAAGAUCGCAGACAAGAAGACCGUAGGCAGGAAGACCGCAGACAAGAAGAUCGCAGGUCUUCACCACCUAAAAACAAAACAGGACCCAGUAAAUUAUUAUUCAGAGUACAUAAAAAAGCAAGAUCACCAGCUGGAUCAGAUAAAAAAUAAAUUGAGGCUUGCAUGCUCGAAUAAUGAUAAGGCUUUAUUAAUAGAAGCAAUUAAUGAAGCAGAAGAAGCUGGAAUGAACGAUAUUGAUCAUGCCAAAAGGAAGCUUAAUUCUUUAACUUUCCCAUCAUUGAUCAAACGAAUUCGAAUCAAAUUUUUUACAAAGAUUUGAUUUGGAUAUAGUUAAUGAAAUCUAAUAUAUCCCGCCUGAAAUCUGUUAAUAACUAUAUUAGAACGAUUAAAGUAUAAUUGUUUAUAUGAAGCUAUAAUGCGAUUUAUAUCUUAUUUGCUAAUAUACUGCAAAGUCUAUCUCUUAUCAUUAGCGUAUAAGAACUUUUAAAUGGAAAAUUUUUAAAAUAAUUAUCAGAUCGAAGUAUUAAUUUUUUCCCAAGAAUUUAACUAAAACACUAUACUUGAUUGACAACUGGAAGUUGAAAUCAAGAGUGGAGAGUAAGGUAA